AUGUCUAACGCCAGUCUCAACGUGUUCCGCCAGCCUCUCAAGCUCUUCUCAACACAGCCCAUGACAGGCUUCCACCGCGACGGCUACUGCCGCACCAGCGCGCUGGACCGCGGGAACCACGCCCUGGCGGGCGUCGUCUCGGAGGACUUCCUCGACUACACCGCCCGCCAGGGCAACGACCUCCGGCCCUUGGGCCUUAGUGAGGGCUGCAAGUGGUGCCUGUGCACAGGCCGGUGGCUCCAGACCCUCCGGGCCUUCGAGAGCGGCAGCAUCCCGCGCAGCGCUGUCCCGAAGGUCGACCUCGAGGCCACGGAGGAGAGCGCGCUGAGGAGCGUCGAUCUGGAGACACUGAGGGCGUUUGCUGUUGAGGGGCAGGGGCGGCAGGGGCAGCAGGUCAAUGGUGUUAACGGCGUGAAUGGGUUCAAUGGGCACUAG
Molecule: messenger RNA, 435 nt
Organism: Diaporthe citri
Lineage: Eukaryota; Fungi; Ascomycota; Sordariomycetes; Diaporthales; Diaporthaceae
Exons: 2
Coding region: 1-435 (144 amino acids)
Source: RefSeq, a predicted model, not a curated record